Molecule: messenger RNA, 1583 nt
Organism: Xenia sp. Carnegie-2017
Lineage: Eukaryota; Metazoa; Cnidaria; Anthozoa; Malacalcyonacea; Xeniidae
Product: cysteine protease ATG4A-like
Exons: 14
Coding region: 117-1286 (389 amino acids)
Molecular function (GO): protein-phosphatidylethanolamide deconjugating activity
Source: RefSeq, a predicted model, not a curated record
UAAUUGCUUUGUGUAAAUUUGUGAAAUUGUUUGUGCUUAUGUUGAAAUUAAAAUGGUCGAAAAAGCAUUAUAAUAUGAUAUUAUGGUAUUGACUAUGAAUUUAUGAUGGAACUGACAUGGACUCAGCUUGCUUUACAUACGAAGGAGUGCCUAUUUUGUUCAAUCAAACACCAUGCGAUUAUAAACCUCCAGUUUGGAUUUUAGGAAAAUACUACGAUGGAAAAUAUGAAGAAAUUGAAAAAGUUGUGAAGUCCUGUCUUUGGUUUACAUACAGAAAAGGUUUUACACCUAUUGGUGGAACUGGACCUACAUCAGAUGCUGGAUGGGGUUGUAUGUUACGAUGUGGUCAAAUGAUUCUAGCUGAAGCUCUUGUUCGUAGACAUUUAGGAAAAGGAUGGGUCUGGAAUAAAAAAGUUAAAGAUGUGAAAUACAUGAUGAUACUUAACUCAUUUCUGGACAAGAAAGACAGUUUUUAUUCAAUUCAUCAAAUUGCUCAAAUGGGAGUCUCGGAAGGUAAAAAUGUGGGCAGUUGGUUUGGACCCAACACUAUAGCACAAGUAUUGAGAAAGCUUGUUCAAUUUGAUGAAUGGAGUAAAAUAUCUGUACAUGUUGCUAUGGACAAUACCGUUGUAAUCAAUGAUAUCAUAUGCCUGUGUAAAUCUUUGUCUUUAGCACAAGACAGCAUUUCUACAUGUAAGGAAACCAAAUCAUUGCAUAAUAGACAUUUCAAGUCAAGUAUUUCCAGUACAAGUGGAGAUUUUGCAUGGAAACCCCUUGUUUUAUUUAUUCCAUUACGUUUGGGACUUUCAACAAUGAAUUUGGUUUAUGAGAAUGCUCUUAAGAAGUGUUUUACUCUUGCUCAAUCGCUUGGUUGUAUUGGUGGUCGACCUAACCAUGCAUCUUAUUUUAUUGGAUAUAACGGAAACAAGUUGUUAUACCUGGAUCCACACGUUACACAAACUUCAGUCGUUUCAGAAGAUCUCAAUAACAUUGCGGAUGAGACCUUUCAUUGUUGCGUCUCUCCCCCUUGGAGUAUGAGUAUCUCAGACAUGGAUCCUUCAGUUGCUUUGGGCUUUUAUUGCGAGACAGAAAAUGAAUUUAAUGAGCUAUGUUUCUCUUUAAGAGAGAUAAACAAAUCUUCUCCGCGCCCAUUAUUUGAGGUCAUUAACGACCGACCUCCUCACUGGCCUCCAUAUUAUCCUCCAACUCUUCCUAGUUCAGAAGAUGCUCCGUUGGACUUUGAAACUGUUCAAUCAGAUAUUGAUGAAGAGUAUGAAAUUAUAUAGCUCAUCGAAAUGUAAUUAUUUUGUAUUACUUUGAUAAAUUUUUGUCGUUUAAUGUGACGUUUAUUUUUUAUAUAUAUGAUGAAACUAAGACCAUCCUGUCUUUUUAUUUGUGAAGCUCACCAUUGUUUUAAGGUUAUAUUAGUGUGUUUUGAAUAAUGUACAAAUUUUACGUAUUUAUUUAAUGAUUGGAAGUUAUUUCCAAUUUAUGUUUUUUUACUUUUAAAGAGGGAACAAAUGAAAUAUUUGGUUUUUAAACCAAUCUUUGUAAUUAAUAAAGGGCUCAAAACAACUUAAAAA